UACUACUAACUACCAGCAGAAAAAAAACCUAGUCACAGCCAGGAUAAUGGGAAAACUCACUCUCUACGGAAUCGAUGGCAGUCCACCAGUUCGGUCGGUACUCCUCACCCUCAAUGCCCUGGGUCUGGACUUCGAGUACAAGGUCGUCAAUCUGAUGACCGGGGAGCAUCUGAAACCGGAAUACCUGAAGAUCAAUCCUUUGCACACGGUUCCCACCUUGGCGGACGAUGGUUUCUUCAUCAACGACAGCCAUGCCAUCAAUGCCUACCUGGUCAGCAAAUACGGCAAGGACGAUUCUCUAUAUCCCAAGGAUCUGCAAAAGCGGGCCAUUGUGGAUCAGCGCUUGCACUAUGACUCCAGCGUGCUCAUUGGCACCGGACGAGCCCUCACCACGCCGCUGAGGGAAGGCAAGACCGAGAUACCCAGGGCCAGGUUCGAUGCUCUCGAAGAGGCCUAUAAGACACUUGACUUGUUCUUGGAAAGCAACGAUUUCCUGGCUGGAAAAGAGCUGACCAUCGCCGACUUCCACAUCAUUGCGGGACUGUCUACCAUCAUGCUCAUCCACGACGUGGAUGCCACAAAGUACCCCAAGCUGGCUAGUUGGCUGCAGCGCAUCAGGAAGUUGCCCUAUUACGAGGAGGCCAAUGGAUCCCGUUUGUCAACGAUCGUUGACUUUGUCAAGAGCAAAAAAUUCACAAUUGUUUAGUUUUAAUAAUUUUAUUUGAAACAUUUUUAUA
Molecule: messenger RNA, 737 nt
Organism: Drosophila kikkawai
Lineage: Eukaryota; Metazoa; Arthropoda; Insecta; Diptera; Drosophilidae
Product: glutathione S-transferase 1-like
Biological process (GO): glutathione metabolic process
Molecular function (GO): glutathione transferase activity
Source: RefSeq, a predicted model, not a curated record